Protopolystoma xenopodis is the source of this 141-nucleotide messenger RNA. The record is from the annotation of a GenBank genome assembly. NCBI's taxonomy places the organism in Eukaryota, Metazoa, Platyhelminthes, Monogenea, Polystomatidea, Polystomatidae.
GCUUCCAGAUUGCCAUUAAGCAUCAUCAUUGUGGGCGUCGGAGCAGCUGACUUCGAGCCUAUGGAAGAGUUGGAUGGUGAUGAUAUAAGACUAACGUCCCGUGGACGAGCUGCAGAUCGUGACAUCGUACAGAAACCGUAG